CUUUAAAAGAAAGCCACCACCGCGUGGACGCGUGUUAGUCCUUAACGAUCGGUGAAACUGGUUAGUAGUGAGUGUUGAAUUCGCGAUCGCGCGCGCAAAACGUUCAUUACCACGCUGUCGUCGAACUCGAACACGUGUAUCCAAGGGGACAAUGUUACGGUUAAUUGCGGCUAUUGCAUCACUGCUGGCGGUGCUGUUGAUACAGAUUCGCGGAUCGGAGAUACUGAACGAUGCCCACAUCUACCGAUCUUUCGCGUCGAAUGAGAUCGUUCCGGACGUGGUAGACGAAGCGCCGGACUGUUGGCUUCGAGUCGCGUACAAAAGUGGUCGCGAAGCCGAGGGAGGCAAUCGGUUGACUCCGACGCAAACCCGAACCGUUCCGUCGCUCAGUUUCAACACGAACGAGCGAUCAUUCUACACGUUGCUCAUGAUAGAUCCGGACACACCAAGCCGAGAUGAUCCGAGGGAUCGGGAGUUCGUGCACUGGGUCGUUGGUAACAUCCAAGGUAACGAUCUGGAUCGCGCGGAGACCCUGGUCGAGUACGUUGGGGCUGUUCCGCCCAAGGGAAGCGGCAUGCAUAGAUUCGUGUUUCUCCUCUACGAACACGAGAACCGUCUGAACUUCACAACGGAAGUGCGCCUGUCGAAUCGCUGUCGGAAUCCGAGGCGGUACUUCUCCACCCGAAACUUUGCCCAAAAGUAUGGCCUGACGAAUCUGUGGGCGGGAAACUUCUUCCAAGCCCAGUACGAUGACUACGUGGCGCAGCUGCAGGGACAACUGUCCGAAUGUACUGAGUACAUCAGCCGAUCUGAAUGGCCCGAGGAAUGGAACCGUGUUCGGCGGUUGAGUGCUCCGUGAUUGAAUUAGUUUUAUUAAGGACAAAAUAGUGUAAUGAAACUGUUAAAUACAUAAAUUACAAAUGGAAUAAAUGUACCUUUCCUGCCAAAUGGCAUCCUACAUACAA
Molecule: messenger RNA, 965 nt
Organism: Aedes albopictus (Asian tiger mosquito)
Lineage: Eukaryota; Metazoa; Arthropoda; Insecta; Diptera; Culicidae
Product: protein D3-like
Exons: 2
Coding region: 152-859 (235 amino acids)
Source: RefSeq, a predicted model, not a curated record